This is a messenger RNA of Cornus florida, 951 nucleotides long. RefSeq names its product vacuolar iron transporter homolog 1-like. Gene Ontology annotation, biological process: intracellular manganese ion homeostasis. The record is from RefSeq and is a predicted model, not a curated record. Gene Ontology annotation, cellular component: membrane. Gene Ontology annotation, molecular function: manganese ion transmembrane transporter activity; iron ion transmembrane transporter activity. Lineage: Eukaryota; Viridiplantae; Streptophyta; Magnoliopsida; Cornales; Cornaceae. Bases 90 to 752 code for a protein of 220 amino acids. The transcript has a single exon.
GUGUGUCUUCCACACUCCUCUGUAUCCUCCUCCCUUCACUGUCAUCAUCCCUUUCAAUCACUCUUAUUAUCCCAUUUUCAUUUUCAUCCAUGGCCUCCAACCAAACUCCUCUCUCCGACGCCAAAUUCUCCGUCCAAGUCCAUGAUGUCGAGCAACAAACGAGCCUAGAGCUCGAAGAACAGGACAUCGACUACUCAAAAAGAUCACAAUGGCUACGUGCGGCGGUCCUAGGAGCCAACGACGGGUUGGUCUCCACUGCAUCCCUAAUGAUGGGUGUUGGAGCAGUGAAGGAGGACGUGAAGGUCAUGAUCUUGACCGGGUUCGCGGGUCUGGUAGCCGGAGCCUGCAGCAUGGCCAUAGGAGAGUUUGUGUCGGUGUAUUCGCAACUCGACAUAGAAGUUGCUCAAAUGAAGAGAAAGAAGAAAAGGGUAGACGGUGGACAGAGAGAAGAGCAAGAUGGGGAGAAGGAGAAUUUGCCAAAGCCAAUGCAAGCAGCUGCAGCGUCGGCUUUCGCGUUUUCAGUCGGCGCAAUGGUGCCAUUGCUAGCUGCAUCGUUUAUUAAAAAGUAUUGGGUGAGGCUGUGGGUGGUGGUGGCCGCAGUGACCCUGGCUUUGGUGGUGUUUGGGUGGUUAGGGGCUGCAUUAGGGAGGGCACCGGUGGUUAGGUCAUCUGUGAGGGUUUUGGUUGGGGGGUGGCUAGCUAUGGCUGUGACCUUUGGCUUGACCAAGUUGAUUGGGUCCAGUGGGUUGUGAUUCUAACCUUUGGUACUCUUUGUUGGUUUGUUUGUUUUUUUUUUUUUUUUUUUUUUUGAAGUGGGGGCUUCAACUUUUUCUUUCUCACUUAUUUUCCCCAAAAAAAAAAAAAACUAUUUCCUUCUUUUUUUUUCUUAUCCUACGUACUUUUUCUUGUAUAUCAUGAAAUGUAUCAAAAUAAUAGAAAAUGGUUGUGGAA